Molecule: messenger RNA, 2619 nt
Organism: Diuraphis noxia (Russian wheat aphid)
Lineage: Eukaryota; Metazoa; Arthropoda; Insecta; Hemiptera; Aphididae
Product: histone-lysine N-methyltransferase SUV39H1-like
Cellular component (GO): nucleus
Molecular function (GO): histone H3K9 methyltransferase activity; protein binding; zinc ion binding
Source: RefSeq, a predicted model, not a curated record
UCUACCUCCAUAGCCCGAUGGACGCCAUAACGAAAUAAAAAAUAUUCGGCGGCACCGGCACGGCGCUGUCGGCGCAUUGCGCAUGCAACAGCGUGUGGGAUACUUCGAUGUUCGAUGUCCCGACUACCGACAUUGGUAAAAUCGUAAUUCUUAUUGCACUGUUGUUAUAUUGCGUAUGGCUUAGUCAAAGUGAGACUAAAUAGAAUUUUGAAUUUCAAUUACUCACAUGGAAUACAUACGUUCGUCAUUCAGGCAAUCAGAUUUCGAUUGGUCAAGCUGCUCCUCAAACUUCUAAGUCCAGAGUAAAGAGAUUUCAGGAGUAGUUACAUUACUUCUUAGUUCUAACAUUGUCGUCAUUGUGCACACAUUCCGUCAAGGGUCAUCCAUAUCAUUGUUUCAGAUCUGUUGAUAAUCUAUCCAUCAUUUACCAUCAUGUCUGAUGAUAUGUCAAAAAACUACUAUGAAGAUGACCAAGUACCUAGUACCUCGGGUAUCACCACAAAUCGCAGCAACACGCCUGACAUAAUUAGUUCUGCCAACAGCCUAGACAUAGAAAAUGGCAAAAUUAAAGAAAAAGUUAUAAGACGCAGUAUUACACCUUCAAAUAUUACUGAACCAAGUGAUUCAAAUAAGAAAAACAAUUCUAAAUCUGAUUUAAAUUCAACCGGGAUCAAAGUUAUUAGAUGUUCUGAACAAUGUCUUGACAAUGUCGAUGCUGCUAUAUUUAAUGCUGAAAAUGUUUUGAAAAGUAUUAAAAAAAGUUCAAUUAAUCCAAAAUCUAUGUUGAAAGAUCUCUGUCUGUCAAAUGUUGUUAAAAUAGUUUCUAAGGAUGAUGUUAUUGCUAGUUAUAAUAAGGGUAAAAAUUCAAGAGAUGAAGAAAAUUCAAUUAAAAAAAAAACAAAAAACGUUUCAAGCCGUAUAAUAAAUAAUGAUAAUUCAUGUAGCAGUAUGGAAACUGAUGUUGAUAUAGACAUAGGCAACAUGAAUAUUAACUCUCAURUUUAUACCAAGGAACAAUCUAAUGAUAGUUUAAAUUCUACUUCAACGACUAUUGUGAUUCCUAAUUUAGUGGUAUCAACUCCCAAAACUAACAAUAGAGAAGAAAGUAAUCCUGAAUAUUUAACACCUUCUACUUCUAACUGCGAUAUGUCACCUGAUAAAUCUAAAUCAAAAUUCAAAGAUACUGCAACUAUAACAAUUCCAUCUAUUUUAGAAAUAGGUGAUCCAUCAUAUAGUUUUAUAGUGUCUGAUAGCAAAAUACAAGAUUUUAUAAAAAAUGCAAAAAUGAUUGAACCUGAUAACAUUGAAAAUGCCUAUGACCCGACAGAAAUAGAUGAAAUUAUUAAUCAUGAAAUAAUUUUAGGUACACGUUACUAUUUAGUGAAGUGGAAAAGAUGGUCUAAAGGAUUUAAUACAUGGGAACGUUUUGGUGCUCUAUAUAAAUCACAAAAUCUCAUACUUCAAUAUAUCAAAACUAAAAAGRCUGAUAAACAUAUAAAUGGAAAAGUAAAUGGAAUAGAACUUAUGAUGUCGAGAAAAGUUAUUUCCAAGUUGUUUGAUUACUUUAGAACGGAGACUGGUUUAUCUCUGCCAGCAAUUUUACCUGAAAAUAUAAUUGGUUUAUUUAAUUGUCUCGAUGUUGGUCCUAUAAAAAGUCAAUUAUUACGAAUUAAAUGUUUUCAAUUAUUUUUGUCUUCAGUUUCAUUGGGAUAUUAUAGACAACAACAGUUAAUCAAACUCAGACAGUGGGAAAUUGACAUUAAUGUAAUGACUCAAGGUUACCAAAUCAAAGUAGAAAAUAACAUGGAUCUUGAAGGACCACCAGAUUUAUUUGUAUAUGUUUCAGAUUAUAUUCCUCAAACAAACAUUAUUAUACCGGAUGAUCCUCCUAUUGGAUGUACUUGUAAAAGAAAUUGUCAAUCUCCUGAAGAAUGUUGUUAUGAAAUGUCAGGUUGUUUAAAAGCAUAUGAUAAACACAGAAAUAUAAUAGUAGCUCCUGGUAAUCCAGUGUUUGAAUGUAAUAAAAAAUGUAGAUGUACAAAUUCAUGCACCAAUAGAGUGGUUCAGCUUGGUAGCAAGGUAAAUAUUUGUAUUUAUAAGACAAGCAAAUAUGGCUGGGGCGUUAAAUCUGCCCAAAACAUUCAAAAAGGUCAAUUUGUUGGCAAAUAUAUUGGUGAAAUUAUCACAGUUAAAGAAUCUGAACAACGUUUAAAUAAUGGAUCGUCUUUAUUGGACAACAUGUGGAAUUUAGACUUUGAUGAUCCACAGAAUUAUAAAUAUAUCAUUGAUGGUACACAUUUUGCCAAUUUCACAUAUUUUAUAAAUCAUUCAUGUGAUGCCAACUUAAACGUUUAUGCUGUAUGGAUUAAUUGCCUUGAUAGAAAUCUUCCAGAGUUAGCCUUAUUUGCUAGCAGAGACAUUUCAGCUGGUGAACAACUUACAACUGAUUAUUUUUCUCGUAUUAGUGAAGAUGCUUUGAAAAAAAGUGGCACUAAAUGUCAAUGUGAUAUGAAAAACUGUCAAGGCUAUUAUUUUUAAUCAUAAAAUUACAUUUUUAUAAUAAGGUUAUUUUAUAAAGCUAUCCUUUAUACUUAUUAUAAUUUUAAUUCUUGUAUGAUA